This is a messenger RNA of Haliaeetus leucocephalus (bald eagle), 2782 nucleotides long. It is a transcript of the gene PIBF1, whose product is annotated as progesterone immunomodulatory binding factor 1. Gene Ontology annotation, biological process: cilium assembly. The record is from RefSeq and is a predicted model, not a curated record. Bases 238 to 2523 code for a protein of 761 amino acids. The transcript has 18 exons. NCBI's taxonomy places the organism in Eukaryota, Metazoa, Chordata, Aves, Accipitriformes, Accipitridae. Gene Ontology annotation, cellular component: centriolar satellite.
CGCGCCUCUUAAGCCGAAGCUGUGGUCUGUACCAGGCGGUCGUAAAAGGACGCGUGACUGGUAAGAACGACGGAGCUGCGCUUUCAGAGAAGACAAAGCUGGCCAUCAAAGUAUUCCUUUACCGUUUUCUCCAGCAAGUCUUGUUAUGCCCGUUAUUGGACGUUCUCUGACGCUCUGAUUCUUCAGGCAGCUCAUCUCAAAGUAUAACUUGAAGAAGCUUGCGAAUAGCGGAAGAAAAUGUCCCAUAAAAGCUCUAAGGAAAUCAGGAAAGUAAACAUUUCUAGCUCCUUGGAGUCUGAAGAUAUUAGCUUAGAAACCACAAUACCAACCGAUGAUGUUUCCUCCUCUGAGGAGAGAGAAGGUACUGUUAAAAUCACGAAGCAGUUGAUUGAACGGAAAGAGUUGCUCCAUAAUCUUCAGCUGCUUAAAAUAGAAUUAUCUCAAAAAAACUUGAUGAUUGACAACUUGAAAGUAGAAUAUUUGACCAAGAUUGAAGAGCUAGAAGAGAAGCUUAAUGAUGCAAUCCAUCAAAAGCAGCUGUUGUCUUUACGACUGGAUACUCAGCUGGCAUUACAGCAAGAAGAUGCUAGAAAACACCAGGCUCUAAUGAAACAAGAAAUGGAAACUAUUUUAUUGAGACAGAAGCAACUGGAGGAAACAAAUCAUCAGUUAAGGGAGAGGGCUGGAGAUAUCCGUCGUAGCUUGCGAGACUUGGAAUUAACAGACGAUUGCUAUGAGAAGCUAAAGUCUCUUCCUGAAGAUCAGCUUUCUAUCCCUGAGUAUGUUUCUAUCCGAUUCUAUGAAGUAGUCCAUUCCUUAAGAAAAGAGCUAAGUGAUCUACAGAUGAAAAAGGAAAGCCUAACAAAAGAACUAAGUGGGUACAAAUCCCAGCUGAAGUGUCUGACAGAGAGCUAUGAAGAGGAGAGGAGGAAUCGGUCAGAGCUUGAGGUUAGAUGCCAGCGUUUAGCACUGGAACUGGCUGAUACCAAGCAGAUGAUUCAGCGAGGUGAUUACAGACAAGAGAACUAUGAUAAAGUAAAAUGUGAACGUGAUGUAUUUGAACAUGAAUUGUCAGAACUCAGAAGAAAAUAUGAAAUAUUAGAGGUGUCAAACAAAGCACAAGCUAAAGAAAGAAAUGACUUAUCAAAAGAGCUGGCAACCAUACAACAAUCUCUCAGUUUGUUGCAAAAAGAUAAAGAUUAUCUUAAUCGCCAGAACAUGGAGCUUAGUGUUCGCUGUGCACAUGAAGAAGAUCGUCUUGAAAGACUUCAGAUUCAGCUAGAGGAUGCCAAAAAAGCUAGGGAAGAAAUGUAUGAAAAAUACGUUGCAUCCAGAGACCACUAUAAAACAGAAUAUGAAAAGAGACUGCAUGAAGAGUUGGAGCAAAUAAGGUUGAAAACAAAUCAAGAAAUUGAGCAACUAAGAAGCACUUCAAAAGAGAUGUAUGAACGUGAAAACAGAAAUUUGAGAGAAGCGAGAGAUAAUGCUGUUGCUGAAAAAGAAAGAGCAGUUACUGCUGAAAAGGAUGCUUUAAGAAAAUAUGAUCAACUCUUAGAACAAUAUAGACAAAUGCAGCUUGGCACAGAAAGCAAAGUAGCUGAACUUCUUCACCAAACUAAGUUAAAGUCCUUCGAAAGUGAACAUGUUCAACUCAUGCAACAAGAAACAGCUAAAAAUCUUUCACAAUGCCAAAUGGAAUGUGAGAAAUAUCAGAGAAAGCUGGAGGUACUUACUAAGGAAUUUUAUAGUCUUCAGUCUUCUAGUGAAACACGCAUUAUUGAACUUCAAACACAGAAUUCUGAGUUUCAAGCAAGGCUAGAUACUUACGAAAAACUUGAAAAAGAGCUUGAUGAGAUAAUAUUACAGACAGCAGAAAUGGAAAAUGAAGUUGAAGCUGAAAGGGUUCUCUUCUCUUAUGGGUAUGGUGCUAAUGUUCCUACAACAGCCAAAAGACGACUGAAGCAAAGUGUUCACUUGGCAAGGAGGUUACUGCAGCUAGAAAAGCAAAACUCAUUGCUUGUAAAAGAUCUGGAACAUCAGAAGGAACAAGUAACACAGAUUUCACAAGAGCUUGACAGAGCAAAUUCUUUGUUGAAUCAAGUACAACAGCCAUACAAAUAUCUCAUUGAAACUGUGCAACAGAGAGAUUCUCAAAUAAGUCUACAGAAAGAACAUAUCGCACAACUUGAAAAAGAUGUCAGUCUUUUAAAUAAAGAAAAGACAGCUUUGCUGCGUGUCAAGAAUCAAAUGGCAGCAGAUUUGGAGAGACUUCUAAAUCACCGUGAGGAACUAGCCACAAUGAAACAGAUUCUAAUUAGUCUGCAUGGUAAACGCUAUGAACAAAAUUUACCUCAGUCUCAUACGGAUGUAAAAAGUGCAACUGCAAAAAACAAAUCAAACCCUUCAGUAAAACUGCUGCCAGAACGUGAAGAAGAAAAUGUGUUUACACCUAAGCCAACAUUAUUUACAAAUAAAGAGGCACCUGUAUGGUACAAGAAGCUGCAGAAGAAAACAUCACCAUAGCAUUUUUCCAAAAUUAUUUAAAGUAAUCCUUUGGGGAGCUUUUCUUUGAAGAAAGUUAUUUUCACCAUAAUGAUGGCCUUUUUACCAUAAAAGCAAACAAAUGUUUUGGUUUUAACUGUUCUUUUAUACCUGUCAAAUGAUCUUAUGGUUCAUAAAAUUAUUUUUAGAUCUGUCAUGUGAAUAAAAUGUGUGGAAAUAAUGCAUGCAAUGAUUUUACUAACAUAUAUUUGAAUUUUAAAAGAUAAAUAAACACUAGCAU